GGAGAAGUACCAGGUGCCAAGUGUUCCCUGCCGGGAGGCGGGGGCUCCGUGGGGUAACGGUCGCAACCCUGGAGCUGCGGCCGGCGGUUCCGACCGAGGGCGGCGAGGGGCCCGCGCCCUGGCCAGUGUCGGCCUGCAGCUCCUAAGUUGAACCCGGGGGGCCUCCAACGGUGACCUCCUGGGUGCCCUUUGCCACUCAGUUUCCCCCUUUGUGAAUUGACUAAGGAUUCUCCAGCCCUGGCUGAGUAUUUGAGGGCGUGGGGCAGCUCCUCUAUCCUUCGUGCCUGGGGUCUGUGCGCUUGGGUCCACCGAGGCAGGACCCCCGGGAACAGCCCGAGUACAUAAUUGGGAGCCCCCAGUCCCCUAAAAACACCCCUGCAGCGUGGGUCUGUGAAAAUGUUUGAGACCUAAAAAAUUCACAAAACACAAAAGGAAAGCUGCAAAAUAAAAGUUUUGUACCAGCUGAAUCCUGGGGCCUUGGGGGUGAACCUGGUGGUGGAGGAAAUGGAAACCAAAGUCAAGCAUGUGAUAAAGCAGGUGGAAUGCAUGGAUGACCAUUACGCCAGUCAGGCCCUGGAGGAGCUGAUGCCACUGCUGAAGCUGCGGCACGCCCACAUCUCUGUGUACCAGGAGCUGUUCAUCACGUGGAAUGGGGAGAUCUCUUCUCUGUACCUCUGCCUGGUGAUGGAGUUCAAUGAGCUCAGCUUCCAGGAGGUCAUUGAGGAUAAGAGGAAGGCAAAGAAAAUCAUUGACUCUGAGUGGAUGCAGAAUGUGCUGGGCCAGGUGCUGGACGCGCUGGAAUACCUGCACCAUUUGGACAUCAUCCACAGGAAUCUCAAACCCUCCAACAUCAUCCUCAUCAGCAGUGACCACUGCAAACUGCAGGACCUGAGCUCCAACGUGCUAAUGACAGACAAAGCCAAAUGGAAUAUUCGUGCGGAGGAAGACCCCUUUCAUAAGUCCUGGAUGGCCCCUGAAGCCCUCAACUUCUCCUUCAGCCAGAAAUCAGACAUCUGGUCCCUGGGCUGCAUCAUUCUGGACAUGACCAGCUGCUCCUUCAUGGAUGGCACAGAAGCCAUGCAUCUGCGGAAGUCCCUCCGCCAGAGCCCAGGCAGCCUGAAGGCCGUCCUGAAGACAAUGGAGGAGAAGCAGAUCCCGGAUGUGGAAACCUUCGGGAAUCUUCUGCCCUUGAUGCUCCAGAUCGACCCCUCGGAUCGAAUAACGAUAAAGGACGUGGUGCACAUCACCUUCGUGAGAGGCUCCUUCAAGUCCUCGUGCGUCUCUCUGACCCUGCACCGGCAGAUGGUGCCUGCGUCCAUCACCGACAUGCUGUUAGAAGGCAACGUGGCCAGCAUUUUAGAGGUCAUGCAGAAAUUCUCUGGCUGGCCCGAAGUCCAGCUCAGGGCCAUGAAGAGGCUUCUGAAAAUGCCUGCAGAUCAGCUAGGUCUGCCGUGGCCCCCGGAGCUGGUGGAGGUGGUGGUCACGACCAUGCAGCUACAUGACAGGGUCCUCGAUGUCCAGCUGUGUGCCUGCUCCCUGCUGCUGCACCUCCUGGGCCAAGCACUGGUGCACCACCCAGAAGCCAAGACUCCCUGCAACCAAGCCAUCACCUCCACCCUGCUGAGUGCUCUUCAGAGCCACCCCGAGGAGGAGCCACUUCUUGUCAUGGUCUACAGCCUGCUAGCCAUCACCACAACCCAGGAGUCAGAGUCACUGUCAGACGAGCUGCAGAACGCCGGGCUGCUGGAGCACAUCCUGGAGCACCUCAACAGCUCCCUCGAAAGCAGGGACGUCUGCGCCAGCGGCCUGGGCCUGCUCUGGGCCCUCCUGCUGGACGGUAUCAUUGUGAACAAGGCCCCCUUGGAGAAGGUCCCGGACCUCAUCAGCCAGGUGUUGGCCACCUACCCUGCGGAUGGGGAAAUGGCGGAAGCCAGCUGUGGAGUCUUCUGGCUGCUGUCCCUGCUGGGCUGCAUCAAGGAGCAGCAGUUUGAACAAGUGGUGGCGCUGCUCCUGCAAAGCAUCCGGCUGUGCCAGGACAGAGCCCUGCUGGUGAACAAUGCCUACCGGGGACUGGCCAGCCUGGUGAAGGUGUCAGAACUGGCGGCCUUCAAGGUGGUGGUGCAGGAGGAGGGCGGCAGUGGCCUCAGCCUCAUCAAGGAGACCUACCAGCUCCACAGGGACGACCCGGAGGUGGUGGAGAACGUGGGCAUGCUGCUGGUCCACCUGGCUUCCUAUGAGGAGAUCCUGCCGGAGCUAGUGUCCAGUAGUAUGAAGGCCGUGCUCCAGGAGAUCAAGGAGCGCUUCACCUCCAGCCUGGAACUGGUUUCUUACGCGGAAAAAGUGCUCUUGAGGCUGGAGGCAGCCACCUCUCCCAGCCCCCUGGGUGGGGAAGCAGCUCAGCCCUGAUGCGGGGGAGAAGACAGAUACCCCACAGGCCCCUCCCUCCACGUGUGCCCUCUCCCUGUCCUUCCUUUCCAUGGGCCACUGUUUCCCUUGGGGUGGGGGGAAGGGUCAUCCAGCACCAGAAUGCGCACCUCACACUCCUCUUAGGUGACUAAUAAAGAGGCCCAAGGCCAGUUUCUGCCUUAA
Molecule: messenger RNA, 2589 nt
Organism: Pan troglodytes (chimpanzee)
Lineage: Eukaryota; Metazoa; Chordata; Mammalia; Primates; Hominidae
Gene: STKLD1
Product: serine/threonine kinase like domain containing 1
Exons: 19
Coding region: 505-2406 (633 amino acids)
Biological process (GO): protein phosphorylation
Molecular function (GO): protein serine/threonine kinase activity; ATP binding
Source: RefSeq, a predicted model, not a curated record